This is a messenger RNA of Notechis scutatus (mainland tiger snake), 4724 nucleotides long. NCBI's taxonomy places the organism in Eukaryota, Metazoa, Chordata, Lepidosauria, Squamata, Elapidae. The record is from RefSeq and is a predicted model, not a curated record.
AUCCUUGACAUGUCCUCAUUGCCAGAAGCAGAGCAACACCUUCGACCCUUUCCUCUGCAUUUCUCUGCCGAUCCCGCUGCCUCACACACGCCCGCUCUCCGUGACCGUGGUCUAUCGAGGGAAGUGUUCCCACUGCAUGCGCAUUGGAGUAGCCGUGCCUUUGUCCGGAACAGUGGCCCAGCUGAGGGAAGCAGUGGCCAGAGAAACCAAAAUACCUGCCAAACAGAUUGUCCUCACGGAGAUGUAUUACGAUGGCUUCCACCGCUCUUUCUCUGACGUGGACGACCUGGACACGGUGCAAGAGAGCGACUGCAUCUUUGCCUUUGAGACUCCGGAGAUCUUCUGGCCAGAAGGGAUCCAAAGCCAGAGAGGAAUCCAUGCCAACAGCAAUCUGAACCACUUGAAAUACAGCCUCGACCAUGCCAAGUCGCCCACUUAUGCCCAGGCGAGGCUGGAAAGCGGCAGUGCCCGGACAAUGGCGGCAGCGGCUGCCCUGAGCGAUAAGCUGGUCAUCUUGGUGUGUAACAGAGCCUGCAGUGGACAGCAGGGAAAGAGGUUUGGCCAGCCCUUUGUGCUGCAUUUGGAGAAGACCAUCCCUUGGGACCUCCUGCAGAAGGAGAUCUUGGAGAAGAUGCAGUAUUUCCUGCGCCCCUCAGCGUGCAUUCAGGUGUGUCCGUUCAGCUUGCGAGUGGUCAGUGCUGUGGGCAUCACGUACCUCCUACCUCAGGAAGAGCGGCCUCUCUGCCACCUGAUGGUGGAACGAACCUUGAAGUCCUGUGGGACAGGCGGAACCCCCCAUGUGAAGUUGGUGGUCGAAUGGGACAAGGAGACGAAAGACUACCUGUUCGUCAACACGGAGGAGGAGUACAUCCCGGAUGCCGAGAGUGUCCGCCAGCAGAGGGCGCUGCACCAGCAGCCGCAGUCCUGCACCUUAGCCCAGUGUUUCCAGCUCUACACCAAAGAGGAGCAGCUGGCCCCCGAUGACGCCUGGCGCUGCCCGCACUGCAAGCAGCUGCAGCAAGGAAGCAUCAGCCUGAGCCUCUGGACGCUGCCUGACGUGCUGAUCAUUCACUUGAAGCGCUUCCGACAGGAAGGAGACCGGCGCAUGAAGCUCCAGAACAUGGUCCGGUUCCCCCUGACUGGCCUGGACAUGACCCCUCACGUGGUCAAGCGAAGCCAGAGCAGCUGGAGUCUGCCCUCCCACUGGUCCCCCUGGAGGCGCCCCUACGGCCUGGGCAGAGACCCCGAGGACUUCAUCUACGACCUGUAUGCCGUCUGCAACCACCAUGGCACCAUGCAGGGGGGCCAUUAUACAGCCUACUGCAAGAACUCGGUGGAUGGCCUCUGGUACUGCUUCGAUGACAGUGAGGUCCAGCAGCUGGCCGAGAACGAGGUGUGCAAGCCCACUGCCUACAUCCUCUUCUACCAGAGGCGGACGGCCAUCCCCGCCUGGUCAGCCAACAGUUCCGUGGCAGGUUCCACCAGCUCCUCCUUGUGUGAGCACUGGGUGAGUCGGUUGCCGGGCAGCAAACCGCCCAGCGUGACCUCGGCGGCCUCCUCUAGGCGCACCUCCUUAGCUUCCCUCUCGGAGUCGGUGGAGCUGAUGGGGGAGCGGAGUGAGGAUGACGGGGGGUUUUCAACCCGGCCCUUCGUGAGGAGCGUCCAGCGCCAGAACUUGUCUUCCAGAUCCUCAGUGACCAGCCCGUUGGCCACCAACGAAAACGGGAUCCGCCCAUCGUGGUCCCUCUCCGCCAAGCUGCAGAUGCGCUCCAACUCGGCUUCUCCCGUCCACGGCUCCUCUGCCACCCUGGAGAGAAUCGGAGAGUCGGCCGAUGACCGCGUGGCCACUUCCUGCUUUGGCAGCCGGCGGAGUCUCUCCGGCAGCCCGGUGGAGCCCAGGGCAGUGGGAAGCAGCCACCGUGGUCAGCAGGACUCUCGGACACUCGGCAGGGCCCCCCUGGCGGUCAUGGAAGGGGUCCUCAGAGAUGAUGCCCCAGCGUGGAAAGCCCCCGGCAAGACAGCCCUGCAGGUGGACAGAAACGCUCCUCUGGGCCCCUUUGACAACAACAACCAGAUCGCCUUCGUUGACCAGAGCGACUCUGUGGAAAGCUCUCCGGUCAAGGAUGGUCAGAACUUUGGCUGGCCGGCCAAGCCGGAUGCUGGCAGCCCCCUCCAGGCCCCUCCCUCCCAAGAGAGCCUUGGGCCGGGCAGCGGCUUGAAGUUGGGCCGGGCAGCCUUGUCCAGCCAGGAUUCCCUGACAUCUCACCGGUCGGCCGCAUCCCCCCCUUCCUCCAAAGCCUUGCCGAAGGCGCCCCAUUCCCGGAGCAAGCUGGACUCGUGCAGGGCCAGUGGGCGGCCCGGUUCUCCUGCAGCCAGGCCGGGCAAGAAAGACUCUGGUGGGAAGGGUCCCGAGGCUGCCUCGGCCCCCUCUGCGCAGCCGAAGCACCGGCCGGUUUCCUCGCCGUCUUCCUCCUCGGCGGCCAGAAGGAGCUCCUCCGGGGGCUCUGGGCGGGGACACCCCCCCUCGGGCAAGGGCAGGACUUCGGAGCGCGGCCUCAGCAGGGAGGCCUCCAAGCUGAGCAUGGGCUUGGAGAAGAUGGGCGGGGCUACGAGCCCGCGCACCAACUCUCCUCGGCUGGGCCAGGUGCGUGGGGAGGGCAGGGCGCCCGAGAGCAAGCACGUGCGCAGCACCUCCCUGGCCAGCCUGCGCUCUCCCGGCCCCGGGCCCCGGCCCAGCCUGAAGAGGGACAGCAAGUCGGAGGAGAAAGGCUUGUCCUUCUUCAAGUCCGCCCUCCGCCAGAAGGAGACCCGCCGAUCAGCCGACCUGGGCAAGACCACCCUGCUGGCCAAAAAGGUGGCGGGCGGCUCCUGCAAGGCUGUGGGGAAGACCCUCUCGGAGGAGAAGCUUCUGGAGAAGGCGACCCUCCCCAAUGCCAGCGUGGCUGCCAAAGACCCCUUUGUGCCCGCCAAACGCUCCCUGCUGACCGCUUGCAAAUCGCAGUCUUCCCAGCCGGAUGGCAGCCUCAAGUCCCCCGGGGGGGGCAGGCCGGCCAUCAACAAGGCUCUGCCCAAGCUGCCCCCGGGCGUCUCCUCCUCCACCUGCACAUCUUCCGUGUCGCCGUGAUCCGCUGCUGCUCGGCUGCUGCUCCUCAGCUGCCCCAGAGGGGCAGCCGCCUCCUCGUUUCCCAUGGAGGGGGGAACCUCGCUGCUCAGGCCCCUCCCGGUUCUGUCCGCAUGCCAGGUGGCCGUGGGCCCUGGCAGGGCUGCCCAGACCCCCUGCUAGCCCCCCCCCCCCACAGCCUGCCCUCCUGGAGUGCAGGACUACCCGCCGGGUGGUCUUGCCAGGCGGGCUCUCCGGGGGCCGGCCAGGGCAGCUGGUGGCCCAGCUCUGUGAGCUGAGAAGGCCCCCGAAGGAGCCCGGGGCACGAGCGGCUCCCUGGUUCUGCUGUGCUUCCCUGCCUCCUCCCCCCCCCCCCCCGUUGCAAGCUUCGCCAAGGGCAAUAUCUCAGCGCUUACAUUAUUUCUCAGGUAAAUGCUCAGCCAGAACUAGGAGGAACCGAAGACUCUGAGAAAGGUGCCUUCUCUCUCUCUCUCUCUCUCUCCCUCCCUCCCUCUCUCCCCCUCUUCUCACAUUCUUUUCAUCCUGAAAGGUCUCUGUUUGGUGGGGGGUGGGGUGGGGUGUUGCUGUUUUUACGGCCUGUCCCGCCCAGGGCCCCCUUUGUCCCUCCCUGCCCUUCAGGAGAGAGGGAAGGGGAGCCGAGGGCAGGAGGGGGGCUGUCCAAGGGGAGGGGGCCGGGAAGGCAGGGGGUUCGUGCUGUCCCUGGAAGUGGGGCCCAGGGCUUCUGGCAGGAGGGGUGCUCUGCUUUGGGGGGGCCCAAGGCGGUUCGGGUUCUUGCUUCUUCUUCAGCCUCCCAAGUCCCCAUUCUUGCCCCAGCUCUCUCUCUCUCUGGAACCAGGACCGGAUCUUCCUCCCCACAUUUUUCGUCUGGUUUUCCCUGGCGGCAGUCCUGAGCGCUCUGGACUUCCGACCCCCGUCUUGUUCCUUCUUGCUCAGCUAUUCCCAAACACCCUCCGUGUCCGCUGGCUGGGUACGGACGUGCAGAAAGGAAGGAUGCCUUAGAUCCUCUCCUCUUCCGGAUGGCAGCCCCCUCCCCGUGCAACGUAGCAGCCGGAGCUGCUGCUUUCUUGCUGCCUCUGCUUUGCAGGUUCCCCCCCCAGAGGAACGGAGCCCCCAUCCCCUCCGUGGCUGACCCUCUGAGCUCCUCUUUGGCUGCUCUGCAGGGGGGUCGGCCUUGGCCUGGGCAGCUCUCGCAGGAGGCUUUUGACCUGGGCUUCGUGCCCCCUCCUCCGUCUCGGGCUAGAUCUCUAAGCAAGAGUGGUUAAGGAGCCGCUCGCUUGCUACUCCCCCGUGGAAAGCAAGAGGGAGCUCCCUUCCCAUGUUAGAGGAGCUUCCAGGAAGGCCUCUCCUACUCUGCAGGGCUUGGCCCCUUUGGAACAAUCUUAUGCAACUAGCUCCGUCCAAGAACAUUGGGAUCAAAUUCCCAGAAUUCCCAGCCCCCAUGCUGAAUUCCCAAAUCCCAGAAACCCCAGAAUUCCCAGUCCCAUGCCGGCUGCUUCUGUAGAAAUGAGGAUGAACUUCAAUGCUUCAGGUUGGAGAAGAGCAGCUGGCUCCUGGGUGGGGGCAAAGAGUUGCAGGCUGGUCUCUUGUCUAUGUCAAGCACAAC